Molecule: messenger RNA, 759 nt
Organism: Enterospora canceri
Lineage: Eukaryota; Fungi; Microsporidia; Enterocytozoonidae
Source: the annotation of a GenBank genome assembly
AUGAAGAAGAAUACACUCUUUCUAUUUGAUGUAGAUGGAACACUGAGCGAAAGCAGGGCGCAAGCACCGAGAUUCAUAAUGGAGAUGCUGAGAGAGCUGAAGACACGAGUGAAAAUUGCAUUUGUGGGCGGGUCUGACCUGACGAAACAGAAGGAGCAGCUGGGGGAGGACGUGCUUGUCAUUUUCGACUACGGCUUCCCUGAAAAUGGCGUACAAUUCUACGAGAACGGUCUCCUGGCUUCGAGUGAAUCAUUCAUAGGGUGGCUUGGGGAAGAAAAGUUCAAGAAGCUGGUGAACAAGUUUCUGGCGGUGUUAGGAAGGACCGAUUGUCCGAAAAAGAGGGGGACAUUCAUCGAGACCAGAAACUCGAUGAUCAACGUGUGUCCGAUUGGAAGAAGCUGCACCAAGAAGGAGCGAAAGGAGUUCAACGACUUUGAUGGGAUUGAGAAAGUGAGACAGAAAAUUGUGGACGAAGUGGCGCCAUUUGUGGACGAGAUGGACGUGGCCUGUUCGAUAGGCGGGCAGAUUUCGAUCGAUGUCUUCCCGAAGGGGUGGGACAAGACGUACUGCCUGAAACAUAUCAAGGAGACUGAAAUCUACUUUUUCGGUGACAUGACUCACAAGGGUGGAAAUGACUACGAGAUCUUCAUGCACCCCAAAGUCAAGGGACUCACCGUCUCUGGGCCAGUUGACACGCUCAUGGGCGUAAACGAUGUUUUAAAGAAAAUUGGGGAGCCUGAAAUACGCAUAAACGAAUAA